Messenger RNA from Heterocephalus glaber (naked mole-rat), 3396 nucleotides. NCBI's taxonomy places the organism in Eukaryota, Metazoa, Chordata, Mammalia, Rodentia, Bathyergidae. The record is from RefSeq and is a predicted model, not a curated record.
GGCCGCCAUGGAAUAGAAUCUACGCCUCUUGCCAUGGCCUGCCCGCCGCUUACUUCUCUGCCCUCAUCUCUCCGCGCUGUCAGCUUACUCCAUGUCAGACACCGUGUCUUUCUUGCUGGUCCUCUUUUGUGUCCUUGCACUUGCUGUCCUUAGCCUGGGUCCUUCUCUCCCCUCGUCUGGCCUGGCGCACCCUCCCUCCGUUCUGGUCUCCGUUCAUGUGCUCUCUCUCUCACCGGUCGAAAAAAAGCGCUGUUGUACUCUUUCCCCCAGCAACCACUCUGUCCUUUUACCUUGCUUUGUUUUUCUUCAUCAGCACCCAUCGCCACCUGAGCUUAUACUGUAUAUUUGUCUUCUUGUUUACUCUUUGCCUAAAUCCAUGAGGAAGGUCUUUGUCUUUCUUGUCUCUUGCACUCACCAUGCCAGAGCUAAACACUGAGCCUGGCACACAGGCAGCGAUGAUGAAACACUAGAUGGGUGAAUGAACAAGUGAGUGAGCGAGCACAUGCCAGUGUGCAAGCCGAGACUUGGGCGUUUAUGCCACAGGAGGCGCGGGCCUAGUAGACAUCUUCCAGGAGAAAAACGUGGAAGAUUGAGGCAUUACAGUAAAAUAAACGGGCCCAUCUCACCAGUUGCAGACAGCAGUCUUAAUAUUCCGGUGAAUUUCCUCUCAUCUGUUUUCUAUAGAACAAGAUGCAGAUGCUUUCCAGAAUUUUCUUCAACUGCAGGCAGUUUUUGGAAGAAGUUGAGUACCUGAGAGGAAAUUACAAAACAUGAGAAUCACUUUGAGGUGACCAACAGGCCCAGCAGCCCCUUGCUCCUCCCAAGCCGCAUCUGAGGUCUAAGAACCAUAACUUCAGAUGCGGAAGCUCAGGCCCAGAGGGAGGGAGUGACAGCUCUGGUCAUACCCUCUGGAGCUCAGAGCCCUGACUGCGAGCCGGCCACGGCCUCUUCAGCUGGGUGUGGAGUUGGAGCCCCUCGCAAGAGCUUCCAAUGGCAGACCAGAGAAUGGACAUUUCCUCCACGAUCAGUGACUUCAUGUCCUCCGGCCCCACUGACCUGCUCUCCAGCUCCCUGGGCGCCGGCAGCGUGGAUUGCAACCGCAAGCGGAAGGGCAGCUCCACCGACUACCAAGAAAGCAUGGACACAGACAAAGAUGACCCUCAUGGAAGGUUGGAAUACACAGAACACCAAGGAAGGAUAAAAAAUGCAAGGGAAGCUCACAGUCAGAUUGAAAAGCGGCGCAGGGAUAAGAUGAACAGUUUUAUUGAUGAGCUGGCUUCUUUGGUACCAACAUGCAACGCGAUGUCCAGGAAGUUAGAUAAACUCACCGUGUUAAGAAUGGCUGUUCAGCACAUGAAAACAUUAAGAGGUGCCACUAACCCGUACACAGAAGCAAACUACAAGCCAACUUUUCUAUCAGACGAUGAAUUGAAACACCUCAUUCUCAGGGCAGCAGAUGGAUUUUUGUUUGUCGUAGGAUGUGACCGAGGGAAGAUACUCUUUGUCUCAGAGUCUGUCUUCAAGAUCCUCAACUACAGCCAGAAUGAUCUGAUUGGUCAGAGUUUGUUUGAUUACCUGCAUCCUAAAGAUAUCGCCAAAGUCAAGGAGCAGCUCUCCUCCUCCGACACCGCACCCCGGGAGCGGCUCAUAGAUGCAAAAACUGGACUUCCAGUUAAAACAGAUAUAACCCCUGGGCCGUCUCGAUUAUGUUCUGGAGCACGACGUUCUUUCUUCUGUAGGAUGAAGUGUAACAGGCCUUCAGUAAAGGUGGAAGACAAGGACUUCCCCUCCACCUGCUCAAAGAAAAAAGCAGAUCGAAAAAGCUUCUGCACAAUCCACAGCACAGGCUAUUUGAAAAGCUGGCCCCCCACAAAGAUGGGGCUGGAUGAAGACAAUGAACCAGACAAUGAGGGGUGUAACCUCAGCUGCCUUGUUGCCAUUGGACGGCUGCAUUCUCACGUGGUUCCACAACCAGUGAACGGGGAAAUCAGGGUGAAAGCUAUGGAAUAUGUUUCUCGGCACGCAAUAGAUGGGAAGUUUGUUUUUGUAGACCAGAGGGCAACAGCUAUUUUGGCAUAUUUACCACAAGAACUUCUAGGCACAUCAUGUUAUGAAUAUUUUCAUCAAGAUGACAUAGGACAUCUUGCAGAAUGUCACAGGCAAGUUCUACAGACAAGAGAAAAGAUUACAACUAAUUGCUAUAAGUUUAAAAUCAAAGAUGGUUCUUUCAUCACACUACGAAGUCGAUGGUUCAGUUUCAUGAACCCUUGGACCAAGGAAGUAGAAUACAUUGUCUCAACCAACACUGUUGUUUUAGCCAACGUCCUGGAAGGCGGGGACCCAACCUUCCCGCAGCUCACAGCAUCCCCCCACAGCAUGGACAGCAUGCUGCCCUCUGGAGAAGAUUCCUUUGUUGUAGGUGGCCCAAAGAGGACCCAUCCCACUGUUCCAGGGAUUCCAGGGGGAACCAGGGCUGGGGCAGGAAAAAUAGGUCGAAUGAUUGCUGAGGAAAUCAUGGAAAUCCACAGGAUAAGAGGGUCGUCGCCUUCCAGCUGUGGUUCUAGCCCACUGAACAUCACAAGUACGCCUCCCCCUGAUGCCUCCUCUCCAGGAGGCAAGAAGAUUUUAAAUGGAGGGACUCCAGACAUUCCUUCCAGUGGCCUACUACCAGGGCAGGCACAGGAGAAUCCAGGCUAUCCAUAUUCUGAUAGUUCUUCUAUUCUUGGUGAGAACCCCCACAUAGGCAUAGACAUGAUAGAUAACGACCAAGGAUCAAGUAGUCCCAGUAAUGAUGAAGCGGCAAUGGCUGUCAUCAUGAGCCUCCUGGAAGCAGAUGCUGGGCUGGGUGGCCCUGUUGACUUUAGCGACUUACCAUGGCCGCUGUAGACACUACAUGUUGCUUUGGCAACAGCUACAGUAUCAAAGUGCAUUACUGGUGGAGUUUUACAGUCUGUGAAGCUUACUGGAUAGGGAGAAAACAGCUUUUAUGUACCGACUUCAUAAAAGCCAUCUCAGAGCCAUUGAUACAAGUCAAUCUUACUAUGUGUAACUUCAGACAAAGUGGAACUAAGCCUGCUCCAGUGUUUCCUCAUCAUUGAUUAAUGGGCUAGCUGUGGAUAGCUUGCAUUAAUUGUAUAUUUUGGAUUCUGUUUGUGUUGAAUUUUUUAAUCAUUGUGCACAGAAGCAUCAUUGGUAGCUUUUAUAUGCAAAUGGUCAUUUCAGAUGUAUGGUGUUUUUACACUACAAAGAAGUCCCCCAUGUGGAUAUUUCUUAUACUAAUUGUAUCAUAAAACCGUUUAUUCUUCCUUGUAAGAAUCCUUUACUAUAAAUAUGGGUUAAAGUAUAAUGUAUUAGACAGUUAAAUAUUUUUAAUAAAUGUUUCCCUUGUUCUAUAAA